AUAUUGGAAUGUUUAUCUCUAUAUAUCUGAAACAUGCUCUGUUUUCACCACCACCUUACUCCUUUUCUGUUCAUUCAUUGAAAUCCAAAAAUAUUCCCAAAAAUCUUUUUCCAUUUUUGUCUUUUCCUACCUACAAAUGGUUAACCUCAAUAUAAUCAAGAAGAAAAUGUGGAUGUUUUCACAUUGAUCUACUUCUCCUUCAAUCCCCUCUCAAAAGGUUCUUUCUUUUUCAUCCCUUUUUGCGUUAUGGAAGUUGUUAUGACCAACAACAUUAUCAACAAACAAAGCAACAUUUUAGGUUCAAAAACCAUCAUUCAUCUUCAAAAGCUUUCAUUUUGGUUCGCCCCAACAACUCGUCCACCUGGUUUUCUUCUUCUCUUUCUCAAGUAGCAUACACUACAAAGUUCAGAACUAUGGUUUAUACCUUUUGUGACACAAUUUCUUCAUCUGGGUAUGAUAGUUUGGAUUUGUUUAAUCCAACUUUGCAUGACUUUGGAGCUUCUAAUGGCGUUUCGAGAAAUGGGUUGCCAACAUCUGAUUCAUUGAUUUUAGAAAGUGAGAAGGAAAAGGUGGUGAAGUGCCCUGUGACUGCAAAGGUAGGUAAAGAUGAGAUUUCUCAGGCUAAAGUUUUGGCUGCUAUGAAGAAUCAUAGUGAAGCAGAGAAGAGAAGGAGGGAGAGAAUAAAUGGUCAUCUUGCCACACUACGUGGUCUUGUGGCUUCCACUAAUCAAAAGAUGGACAAAGCCACGUUACUUGGUGAAGUGAUUAGCCAAGUUAAGCAAUUGAAGAAGAAUGCAACGGAAGCAAGCAAAGGUUAUCUCAUUCCAAUGGAAACUGAUGAAGUGAAAGUUGAACCAUAUAAUGUUGAAGAAAGAAAUGGAUGCAUGUCUUACAUAGCAACUAUAUGUUGUGAUUUCCAACCUGAGAUACUAUCUGACCUCAGAAAAACACUUGAUGCACUUCAACUUCAACUAGUGAAAGCAGAAAUGUCAACAUUGGAAAACAGAAUGAAGAAUGUAUUUAUUUUUACAUGUUGCAAAGGGGAUAGUAUUAAUAAUGUUAAGGCAUGUCAAAGUAUUGCAAAUGUUGUUCAUAAGGCACUAGGUUCUGUGCUGGAAAAGGCUUCUAAUUCAUUGGAAUUCUCACUCGGAAGUUCAUAUCCAAACAAGAGGAGAAGAAUGUGCUUUGUUGAAGCAUCUACUUCAUGCAAUCAUGGAUCUUGUUGUACAUGCUAAGAGUGACCAUUUUUUAUGAUGUAUGUUUCUGCAAAUCUAGAUUCUUUUCGAAGGUAAUUGCAAAGUUAACAACUCUAAAAAAGGCUAAUGUUGAAGCUGUUGUCAGUGUUUGUGUGUGGAACAGUUGUAGAUUUGGGUUAUUUGCAGUGUAAUGCAAUCAAAACAAGGAAUACAAGCCUUGGAUGCUUAAUAUUUGAGUAUGCUUUAAUAAUUAUAUUAUGUUCAACAUGUGGCUAAAUAUCAA
Molecule: messenger RNA, 1479 nt
Organism: Cicer arietinum (chickpea)
Lineage: Eukaryota; Viridiplantae; Streptophyta; Magnoliopsida; Fabales; Fabaceae
Product: putative transcription factor bHLH107
Biological process (GO): regulation of DNA-templated transcription
Molecular function (GO): DNA-binding transcription factor activity; protein dimerization activity
Source: RefSeq, a predicted model, not a curated record